Molecule: messenger RNA, 243 nt
Organism: Microthlaspi erraticum
Lineage: Eukaryota; Viridiplantae; Streptophyta; Magnoliopsida; Brassicales; Brassicaceae
Source: the annotation of a GenBank genome assembly
AUGGAAGGAGACUUAGGGAACAGAUACUUUACAUGCGAGGCAUAUAAGAAUGAUGGCUUCUACUGGCGUGUUCCUUGGUUUUACGGAGUUGAGGAAGAGUUCGACAAGUUAAGGGAAGAGAUACAUGAGCAUCAGGCUAAGCAGAGUCAAAACCUGUUAAAUCUUGAAACACAAUUGAAGCAAAUGAGUAAGGAGCUGAAAAAAACAGCGUGGAAUGUUUGCAAAACUGAAGGACGUAGUUGA